UUCGGUUCAAGCGCAAAAAGAGCAAAACCGAGAGAGGAGACACAUGAGGCAUGAGACAGAGUGAGACAGAGGACACAUCAGGAUUGAACAACAGUUUUAUAUUUCUUUUUAUUGCGUGAAUUCGUCACAUUUAUUUUACACACCGCGCUUUUCAUUAUUAUCAUUAUAAUAUUUAUUAUUAUAGCAGUUAUUCUAGGGCAGGAAGCACGCAUGCGCCGUGAGGAGGAAUUAGUCUGAAUUAGUCUCAGAAGUUGUGACGCGACGUGCUGGGAAUAAAAACCAAACCAUGGCACUGGGAAAAGUUUAAAGGGGGACAUAAUCAGACAUUUGCGUCCGUAUGGAGGGAAAAACGCUGUCGGAUCUCUACCCGAGGAUGCCGAGCUGCUGGACUCCGUGAUUUUCCCCAGAAAUAAAACACUUCUAACUUCUAUUUUUGGGAAGAAAAUAAAAAACAAAUCACUGUUUUUUUUCACUGGAUGUCAACUAGAGGAGCUACAGGAAUUUGGAUGUGAUUUAAUUAAAUAAUAAAAAAAAGGAUCAGAGAUGGAAAUGUUUCAUUUCUUUUAAAACAAUAAUAAUAAUAAUAACAAUUAAAAAGAAACCCGGGAUUGACCGCAACUUCAUUCGGAUUUUAUCAUGAUUUUAUUAAAUAUUCUUCUUCUUCUGUUUUUAGCGGAUAAGGUGGUCCCUUUUGAGAAUGCCGAAUGGACAGCCCCCAUGGACUGUUUACGGGCGAGCGAGAUGUGCAACCAGAACGCCCAGUGCAGCUCACGUUUCCGUAUCAUGCGCCAGUGCCUGGUGGGCAGAGACCGCAGCGCCAUGCUGGAGAAUAAGGAGUGCCAGGUGGCGCUGGAGGUUCUACAGGACAGCCCGCUGCACCAAUGCCACUGUAAGAGGGGCAUGAAGAAGGAGCUGCAGUGCCUGCAGAGUUACUGGACCAUCCACAUGAGCCUCAACGAAGGAGAAGAACUUUACGAGACGUCCCCCUACGAGCCAAUGCAUUUCUCUGAUGAAUUCCGACUCGCUUCUAUUAUUUCAGCCAUCGGCUCAGCCUCCUCAAAGGGAACCGUGUGUCCCGAGUCUGUGAAUUCCUGUAAUCCGUGUCUGGAUGCUGCGAAGGCAUGUAACCUGAAUGCUGUGUGUAAGCGUCAGCGCUCGGCCUACAUCACUGCGUGCAGCCGCUCGAUGCCCAUCGCACUCUCCCCCGAGCCAUGCAGCCGUAAACGCUGCCACCGGGCACUGCGCCAGUUCUUCGAACGUGUGCAGAAUGAUCUCAGCUACCCACUGCUCUUCUGCUCGUGCAGGGACAAAGCAUGUGCUGAGCGGCGGCGCCAGACCAUCGUACCCGCCUGCUCUUUUGAGGAAAAGUCCAAACCGAACUGUCUCGAGCUCCGGAGGAUCUGUCGAUCGGAUGCACUCUGCAGAUCCAGAUUGGCAGACUUCCACAUGAACUGCCAGACGCACUCAAUAACGAGCUGUCCUAAUGACAACUACCACGGCUGUCUCGUGUCCUACGUUGGGCUUAUAGGAUCCGACGUGACCCCAAACUACGUGGAUGCCAACCACGCCAACAUCACCAUCUCGCCGUGGUGCACUUGUCGUGGCAGCGGUAACCAGGAGACGGAAUGUGAAGCUUUUCUGCGCGACUUCAGAGAGAACGCGUGUCUAAGGAACGCAAUCGAGGCGUUUGGUUACGGAGCGGACGCUGGAUUCCUUCCGUUCACCGAAUCUCAUUCUGUCGCCCCUUCGGAAAAACCCAACCUUCAUCCCGGCAUUAUCACCAAACCCGACAUCAUCACCAACGACGUCAAACCUGCCGAGAGCGUGUGUGUUUUCUCCACAUGCGCUAAUCUUAAGGACGGUGCAGAGAAGUGUUCUCCCUCCAGCAGUUUUGAAUGUGCAGAUGAGAACAUUCUGGAUUCCACCAUGGACGGCUCCAUCGACUCGCACCAAUCCGAGAACGACAGACAAUCGUCUGCGUUUCUGUCCAGCGUCUCCACGGCAACCAUCGUCCUGUCCGUCGUAUUUGUCAUUCAGGUCGUGUAAAUAAAACUCCAAGUCCGCAAGGGCCGAAACAAUCAGACGGACACCUCCAGUCCAAAACACUGACAUUGAUCUUUGUCAUUUUCUUUCUCUCUAUUCUCUCUUUCUGUGUCUCACACACCAUUUUUAACUAUUUGAAAUCGUCAAAAUGAAGAGAAGCACCGACUGCAGCAGAAGGGGCUUCCUACAGCACGAGAAAAGCAUUUCUGUGACCGUUAGCUUAGCACAGUGGGCUAACUGGGAUAGGGAGUGUUGGGGGUUUGAGUUUUGAAAAAAGUUUCAGAUUGAACAGGAAAAGGAAGUAAGUAACAACACACACACAAAAAAAUCCUUCAUGAUGUACAGGUUUAAAAUCAAAGAGACUUUUGUGGAUAUUCGAAAACAGUGGCUUUCAGAUACAGACGCAUUCUCCAUGAUAAUGAGCUUCUUCUGUGUAUUUACAUCCAGCUGAGCAGCAAGAUGUGUAAAAUAAAGCACCACACGGCUGGCUGA
This is a messenger RNA of Silurus meridionalis, 2535 nucleotides long. It is a transcript of the gene gfra2b, whose product is annotated as GDNF family receptor alpha 2b. The coding region runs from base 637 to 2046 and encodes 469 amino acids. Gene Ontology annotation, biological process: nervous system development. The transcript has 9 exons. Gene Ontology annotation, molecular function: signaling receptor activity. Gene Ontology annotation, cellular component: signaling receptor complex; external side of plasma membrane. NCBI's taxonomy places the organism in Eukaryota, Metazoa, Chordata, Actinopteri, Siluriformes, Siluridae. The record is from RefSeq and is a predicted model, not a curated record.